CUUCCCUUCUGUUCUGCUCAAAUCAUCCAUCUCUACUACUCAAAUUAAUUCACACACUCUUACUACACAUAUCCUAUCUACUCAAGCGACUUCUAAAAUGCCUCAGCCCUUACAAUUGAUAAUCUACAUCGACCCACGACUGUUACAAGACAGUUCCGACCUUGGAAACCUUUGCUUCGCUCGCAAGGUGAAUGGGUCCUACAAUGUUGUCUUCCAGGGGACAGAGAAUACCGACCUCACCGCGCAGAAUAACUUCUCGUGGGUCGAAAAUUAUGCCAUGGGAGCGGUCCUGACCCUGGCCGAUGGUGCGCACGUCGGAGGAGCAACUUCAGUUCAACCCAUUCAAGCUGGUCAGGCAUGCACCUGGGGACCAAAGUCGGCAGACAUGCCGAUUGCUGGGCCAGCUCCACCACCACCUGACUUCCCCGCGGGUAGUUUUGGGACCGUUGGGAUGCCGUACAGGUAUCAUGGCGCAGUCUACAGUCAGACGGGCACUAAUCCAGCGUGGACCUGCAUCUAUGUUGAUGCAAACCCAAAGCCUGGACUUGACAAGAUUUCAUAUAUCCCGAAGAACGAGUAUUCUCUUUUCUUUGACGCGGAACUGCAGACCUCAAGUCUUUUCACGCGCGCUGUUAGCAACGCCUUGCAGUUCUCCAUUCCUACCAACUCGUACUCAUACUAUGUAGGCUGGGGGCUAAGCUCAGACGGAAAGACAGCGACCUGGAGUGACUACGGGAUCAAUGACCCAGGACACUGGAAGCCCAUAACAUCUUUGGCUGCAUUUGGCGCCAUCACUUCAUUGGGUGUCACUAUUUAUCCUGAUGGUUCAACAAAUGAACUUGAGCCUGCUUAUAUCAAGCGCUCCCGGGCAAUUCGAGGCACUGACGCUAGUUACGGAGCUGCUGGUUCUGAAGCUCUCUUCGCUUUCCGCUUGGGAUGGGAAACAGAACACUUUCCAAGCGACGAAGAGAAAGCAUACUAUGCAAAAACUGUCGCGUCUUUCUUGUCACUGAACUGUCCCAGCUCGAUUCGCCUUCGACUGCAGACUGUGAGCACUUUCUGCGUAGGAUACGCAUUCUUGAACAGCAUCGGACCAGACUGGUUGAUAUUAGAAGGGGAAGAUGAUGCGAUGAAGGCGAAAAAUAUGCUCCAAAAUCUUUUGGCAGAUAUCAGAACGGACUUUGCUCCCGUUCAGGUGGACUGGAAUUACAAAAUUCUACCCUCGAAAGCCGUAGGUUCAGGUGAGCUUGUUGAAGGCGGUGAAUGGGUUCAGAUGGUGAUGCAGAUGGGUUGGCCAGCUGCUGUUGGAAUUACCGCUGCCAGUGUCGCUGCAGGCUACGUUGCGACAAAAGUUCUGGAUGUUCUCAAAAACAGUCAGAUCAAAUUCGAGAAGGCAACCAUUAGCCCCAGUGGUGAGAUGCUCGUCGUCAAGGGCUCAUACCGAGCAAACCAAGCUCAAGUGCCUACUACAAUCCAGCAAGUCAACAACGUGGUAGCACAGGAAGCACUUCGGACUGCACCAUCACCCGUUCCCGGACUACCAACGCCAGAUCAAGUGUUCCUUAUCGAAAAUAUGCCAGCUCCGAACAGUAGCCUCAAGAGAACGAACUCAAUCAGAACUACGCCUAAGCGACUGGACUUCAAUGGGAACAGGACCGCCAAUGGAUACACCAAUGGCAAUGGGUUCUCCAAUGGAGUUAAUGGAUAUUCCAAUGGCGUGAAGGCGAUCUAUGCUUGAGCAAUUGUUUCUUUUUGUACUUUCCUUUGCUAUCAGAGAGUUGAGUUUUUUUUUUCUGGAAUUCUGGGGUUGUACUGGCUGCUCAAGAAGAAAAGCAUAGGUAUAUUUACAUCUAUAGCAAGUUUAAUAGAAGUGGUUUCUAUUCUAAAGUUGUUUUACAAAAGGUUGAUCGUCAUGAAAAUAAAAAUCUGAUAACUGCAUACUCACGACUAGGUAAAUGUUGUGAAAGGUACAAUGAGUAAACUGCUGUUGAUCUUUUUCCCUCAGAGACUUUAUGCAAGGACUGUACCUUGAAACAAAGUAGGAGAUAGACUCUCAACAAAUGCUAUAUCCUUGUCAGGUCCGUGCUUAUCUGUUACAUUCUCUUCAAGUCUCCUUAAGAAUAUUGAGAGCAAUAGCGGUACUAUACUC
Cadophora gregata is the source of this 2149-nucleotide messenger RNA. RefSeq lists its product as uncharacterized. Bases 98 to 1738 code for a protein of 546 amino acids. The record is from RefSeq and is a predicted model, not a curated record. NCBI's taxonomy places the organism in Eukaryota, Fungi, Ascomycota, Leotiomycetes, Helotiales, Ploettnerulaceae. The transcript is spliced from 7 exons.